This is a messenger RNA of Plutella xylostella (diamondback moth), 964 nucleotides long. Its product is annotated as serine hydrolase BPHL. Lineage: Eukaryota; Metazoa; Arthropoda; Insecta; Lepidoptera; Plutellidae. Gene Ontology annotation, molecular function: serine hydrolase activity. The record is from RefSeq and is a predicted model, not a curated record.
UCUUUAAGUGUUUAUUUAAUUAUCAAUAUAAUAAAUCAUAUUUGGGAUACAAUAAAAAUGAUCUUCGCCGUAAGAAAUGUAACUAAAUAUAGCACGAAUAAUUUUUUAUCAAUGUUUCGAGUAUCAUUCCACAGUGAACCACCACCGGUGGAGUGGGGCGAGGGUAUAAUCUCGCACAAGGUAAAGGUGGGUCCCCAUCGCCUGCACUACCUGCGCGCGGGGCGCGGGCCGCACGUGGUCGUCCUACUACCCGGGGUCCUCGGCGACGGCUGGUGCAACUUCAGGGAGCAGCUGCUAGGCUUCGACAGAGACCUCUUCACCACCAUAGCUCUGGAUCCGCCAGGGACCGGCUUCAGCAGGCCGCCGGAGCUCACGUUCCGGCCGUAUGAACAGCAGGCUGAGACCGUCGCGGAUUUCAUGGACGCACUAGGAGUGCAGUGUGCGUCGGUGCUGGGCUACAGCGGUGGGGGCCGCACCGCCAUGGUGCUGGCGGCUCUGCAUCAGCGUCUGGUGAAGAAACUGGUGCUGGUCUCCACACAUGCCUUACUUUUACCCGAUGAGCAUUACGCUUCCAAACUUCUUGAAAACGUAGAAGAAACUUGGCCUGAAGAAUAUAAGAAAUGGAUGUACGGCAUAUAUGGCAAAGAAAACCUGGCCAAAGUGUGGAGGCAAUUUAUAGAUUUCGACGCACAUUUCCUUAAAGAACAGCGUGGCAACAUCUGCCUCCACUUGCUGAAAGACAUCAAGUGUCCCACGCAGCUGAUAUUCGGACAAAAAGACCCGUUGACUAAGAUUGAGAAUGGCUGGUUACUGCACGCCUUAAUUAAAAACUCAAGGAUGCAUGUAUACCCCGAAGGCAGGCACAGCGUCGUAGAUAAGUAUACUGAAGAUUUUAAUAAAAGAGUACAGGAUUUCCUAAAAGAUGAAUCGAUAUCCGAUGAUUGAUUUAAAAAUUUUAUUUUUA